AUGCAGCCUCCUCAGCAUCACUUCUCCCGUGUCGUCCUCGCCGCCCUGAUCUCCCUGGCGGCCGUCGGGACUCAAGCAGCGACACUCAGGGGAGAUGAAGACGUAUCAGAUCUUGCUGCAAGAUUUAGAUGGCGCGACCCCUACAACUGGCAGCUGGCUCUGGAGAGGGAUAUAGCCGUCCCUACCCUGCCAGAUGGCCACAAGAAGUUCCAGUUCUACGUCCUGGAUGAGAGCGGCCAGCUGGUCCAGGAAUGGCUCACGCUUCAGGAGAUUCAGGACCUCCUGAUUAAGGUUGGACCAAUCUUCAGGUUUGAGGGUGAGGCUUCCGGGCCUUCUACAGACAGCCCUGAAGACAGCAUUCACCAGGUCAUUGCGUCAGUGCAGCAGGUGAUCUCAGAGGAGUUCGCCCACACGCAGAGACUCCCCCUCGCCCCCCACCCUUCCCGCUCCCCCCCCGGGCCCUCCAACUCCUCCCACAACGACUCGUCCUUCCAGGCUAACGGGGACUCCAUCGACAUCCCGGAAGCCAUCCUUCACAAUCUCAUGAGUCAUCCUUACUUCACGACAUCUUGGCUGACCCCGCCAACGACACGACCCGAGGAGACGACGGCCAAUCCGUGGAUGCUUGGAGGGGAGGAUCUCAUCGAGGAGGUUGGGGAGGAGGUCGUUGAGGAGGUGACCGAGGCUCUGGAGGCCAGCGAAGGAUUCACGGAAGCCGCAACCUCUACGGGUUCUGAGGGAAUGGGCGGUCAGGACGAAGGAGUUACAGCGAGUGCGACUACAGAGGCGGCGGUGGACGAAUCCGUCGUUACGGAAAGGGCGAGUGCUGAGGUCGUCAUUCCGGAGGAUGCUGAUCUCAAGGCCUCCAGUGACUCGGGUGAGGCCCAAGGCGACUCGCAAACCACAGAGUCGACCGGCAUUGACGAAACAACAACGGAAGGAAUCCCAGCACGAGCUUCCGAUUCCACGACCUCCGCCUCGGAGACGACCACUCCCCAGCCAACGCAGAGGCCCCUCCUCGACCGCUGGAAUUCUCGCUUCCCCGCCUGGACCGCCUUCCCCGGCCGCGAUUCCCCGACAACCAUUGCCAUUCCCAGCAACGACCUGGAGCCUGCGGACGACUACAACUCCAGCCCGGUCGGCCUUUCGGGAAUCGAGAGCCCUGUGAACGAUGAUGUCGGUGUUGAGGUCGGAUUCACGACUUGGAAUUAUCCAGGAAAACACAAUGAGGCAAUGGACGAAAUGCCUACGACCGCAGGCGCCGAUAAGCUUCUAGAAGAUUCUGCAACAAUGCAACCAGAAAACAGCAAUCAAGAAAGACCGAUACAGGACAUCCUCUUGCUCCCUGACAACGAUAAUUCACUUCCUCGAUUUACCACAACAAGCGCUAUGGGUUCAUCUGAAGUCGCAACCAUCAAUGACGUCAUAAUCAUACCUACCACAGAGUCCAGUGUGAAUGAAACUGCCGGGACAGUGAUGGCAGAAAACAGUACUUCUGAGGUUGAUGUUGAAUCCUAUUCGGUGACAACUCUGUCCCCAACGACCACGGCGCCUGAUAAAUCCCAGGACAUGACGUCAGUACCUGAAAUCCCUGUUGGCAAUCUACAGAUGGAAAAAGAUGGUACUACUGAAUAUUACCCAUGGUCAACGGAUAAUAUCAAUCAAUACUUCCCGUUGAUGAGUGACCCACUGCUCUCAGAUGAAGCUAUGACGUUGCUUGACAUCUUCCAGUUUCAGGGUGAUGCAUCUGGCCACCUUGGAGACGCGCCGCACUAUGACUUCCCAGUAUAUAAUGACAAUCCUUCUCAGAGCUCUGAAGAACUCACAACUGAAAGUGAUGUAACCAUGGCGAGUAUGGAUGAGCAACACUCAGCCACGGAAUACUCCAUUAUUCAGGAUCUUACCACUGAUGUUUCUCAAGAUACGUCGCUACAGAAGGCUCCCAUCGAUUUAUCAGGACAGAAUAUGUCCAAUCAGAACUCCGGUGUGGAGAACCUGGAAACCGCAAGUCAGACCACCCAGUACCCCAUAACAGAUGGCCCUUCAACUCAGUACCCAGAUACCCAAGCCCCAAGUACCGAGGCCCCAGUCAGUCAGUCUCCCACCACCAAAGACGACUCGAGUCAGGACCUCGCAAACCAAGCAUCCAGCAUCCCGCCGUCGACAGUCAGUGCACUCCUCCAGGAAGUGACGAGCCAGCCACCUCUCGUUCAGGACACCACGACGGAACAGCCUAGUUCUCAGGAAAUGACUGAACAAUCCCAAGAUCCCCAAACGACAACCACUCAGGCUCCACCCCCUCUUUACUCCGCUACAAUCCCGGCCUCCUCAAGUCCCGCAUCAACCCCCGAGGAACCCGACCUUCCUGAACCGAAUACGAGAAAACCCACAACCGCCUCCCAAGAACCGACGGAGAACCCGACCGAGGAUCCCUCACCAACGACCCCAACGACGCUCCCAAAUCUUCCAUCCACGGAUCCCUCGACGUCGACGCAAGGCACGAAACGACCGGAGAUUCUUCCUUUAUACGAUUAUUACUACAACGACAACUUCGGCAGCUCUAACGUCCUGCCUCCUGCCCCGGCGCACAACGAGGAGAGGAUAGACCUGGGGGCGCUGGAGAGGACCGGCGAUCAGACAGAGGACUACUACUACGAAGACUAUUAUCCGUCUGUCGUCUACCUGGACGACGUUAAAGAGGAUUACUACGACUACACCAACACGUCCCAAUCCGCCCCAGUGCUGAAUGGCACCGACCUCGACUUCCCGGGACCGAACGCCACGAGUCCCUACCAUGAUCACCAUCAUGGGGAGCACCAUGGAGAUCACCACGGAUCUCAUCACCAUCCGCAGAGCCAAUCGGGACCGCCGGCGAAGCUACUGGAAGCUCCGCCGAAUAACCCUGGUCUCGAAGCUUCGGUCGAAGGACUCGAUCCGGACGUCAGGAAGUUCGUGGAUGUGAUGAAUGACGUUGUUUUCAAGGUGUACAAAAAAGCUGCCAGACAAUACAAGCGGAAGAACUUCGUCAUGUCCCCCUUGAGUCUAAUCUCCACCUUGAGCAUGCUCCUCCUUGGGGCCCGAGGAACAUCUGCAGCGGCCCUGAGCGACCUCCUCCUCACGGAUCAGUUCUACACAUUCAAUCCUCACCUCAUACUCAAGAACGUGACUCAAGUCCUACUCGACAAUGAGGGCGCUCAUGACGUGGUGUUCCUCAAUCAGUUCCUCGUGGAGAAGCCCAAGAACCCUUAUUCCCUCGACUUCUUCGCCCGCGCCAUCAAGUUCUUCUACGACGCCAGCGUGAGCCAAGUCACGCCCCCCGAGUUCGACUCCCACGUGCGCGACCGAGUCAACGAAUUGGUGAGGAACGUUACCUUCGGCGCCGUCGGGGAUUUCCUCCUUCAGGACGAGCCUCUUUACCUGACUCCGCCCCUCAGCGCCGUCUCGACCAAUUUCUUCCAUGGCCGCUGGAGUUUGCCGGUGACCCAGGAUGACCUCUUCGACAUGGACUUCCUGCAGUUCCCGACGGCGGAGAGACGACUGGUGAGGACUGUCGGGCUGUCGAAGAAGAUGACCAUUAAUGCUGGUUAUUCUAGUGCUGCUGACGUCACCACUGCUGAGAUUCCGUUUUACUCUCGUCUGGGUGAGCUGUCCCUCAUCGUCGUCAUGCCUGGGAAACAGAAGGACUUUGUUGCUAACGGACUGGCACAGCUGGAGGCAUCCCUGUCACCUUCGAAGUGGAGUCAGGUUCUGAGAUCGAUGCUGCCCAACACAGUCCAGUUCCAGAUGCCUGUUUUCAGACACAGGGCCUUCCAUAACUUCUCAGACAUCCUCCAGGACGUAGGCUUGAGGGAGCUCUUCCAGGCUGACAAGGCGGACUUCUCGGGGAUCAACAACGUGAAGGGCCUCCGCCUGAGCGACGUCGUGCAGCUCACGGAAUUCCAGUCGUGUCAGAUCGAGGAGCCCCCCCAGGACGGAUCCACCUCCUCCAGAAGGGCCCGCAGGACGGCUCAAGGAGGCGACAUCGACGAAACAGGCCCGACGGCUUACUACAGGCAGACAUACAUUUACGGCCUACCUAUGUUCGAUUACAAGCGGGGGGGGAGGGACGAGGAGGAGGAGGAGGUGGAGGAAGAGCAGGAUCUCGACAUGGGAUAUGCCUCCGUCGAGUCCUUCCAGACAGCCAAGUCGUCGCAGUCGCCCUUCGUGGCCUCGCUGAGGACCGAGACGCCUCCUCCUCCCCCGGACCUCACUUCCUCGAAGACCGAGGGGAACGACGACGGCUUCCCAGGACUUCAGGCGGAGUCUCUUCUGCGCGAGGACCUGCUGGACUACUACGGGCCCCUCCCCUCUGCCUUCGACGAGAACCGCGUCAACCGCAUGGGCAUACCGACAGGACGCAAGCCUUCCACGGGAGGGACGCACUACAGACAGGACGACACGGGGACGCUGGCCUUCGACCGCGCCUUCCUCUACGUCGUCAGACACAACCCGACGGGCUUAUUGCUCUUCAUGGGGCGCUACCUCGACCCAGCCGCCAACUAACCCCUCGACUUCCCUUUAGUUUUUAAGAUAUGUUCCAUUUCCUGCGUGGCAUUUUAGCGUUAAAGUAUUUAAACUUUCUUUUGUAUAGUUUGUAUUCUAGGUAGUGACUAAUUUCCCUGUUCUUUUUUUUUUUUUUUUUUUUGAACUCACGUGUGAUAUAGUGAAAGUGAUAAUUUCUUCCCAGUAGGUUAUUCUCUAAGUAAUCUUACCAGUACCAACGAACAAUAAUGAAAACGCAAUUAUUACAAAAUUGUACCUGAAAUAUUUAUCACCUGGAGGAAAAAUGGACGUUAAAAGUGAAAAGCGUUUAUGGUAUUGGCAACAAACUGCACUGUAUUUUUAUUUCGUUUUGUUUCUGUGUUUUUUUAUACUGCUUUGAUGUACGAUGAAAGAUUUUCAGAUUCGGCAGAAAAGGUCGAAUAUACCCCUAGCAUUACGUUAUAUGCAUAUGUUAGUUUCAAUUUUUGUUAUUGUUAAUGAAGACCUUGAAACUGCUGAUUUUUUUAUACUUGUAAGAGGUGUACAUAGGACAUGACGUGUUAUUACAUAAAUAAAAACAAUAAUCCA
Molecule: messenger RNA, 5109 nt
Organism: Penaeus chinensis
Lineage: Eukaryota; Metazoa; Arthropoda; Malacostraca; Decapoda; Penaeidae
Exons: 11
Coding region: 1-4542 (1513 amino acids)
Molecular function (GO): serine-type endopeptidase inhibitor activity
Source: RefSeq, a predicted model, not a curated record